UUAUCUUUAUAAUUUAUAUAUGCUUGUAGAUAAAUCACAGGCUGCUUUAGGUUCAACUUCAACACUAUUUCAGUCAACCGGUUAAAGAAGUAAAGGACUUUACCCAUUCCAAACCUUUCAAUGGUAUCUUCAUUGUCAUCUUCUCAAUCUUCUACACCCGCUUCUUAUGAUGUAUUUCUAAGUUUUAGAAGAGAAGAUACUCGCAAGACCUUUGUAGAUCAUCUAUACUCCGCCCUCCAACAACGCCUCAUCCACACUAAUAUAGAUGAUGAAACACUUCAUCAGGGUGUAUCCAUUCAUCCAUCCUUCUUAGAGACUAUCAAACAAUCACAUAUAGCUCUCAUUAUAUUCUCCAGAAACUAUGCGGAUUCUUCUCGGUGCUUGGACGAACUCGAGUAUAUUAUGAAAUGCAAAGAUGAGACUGGGCUGAUCGUUAUGCCUGUAUUCUAUGACGUGGAACCAUCUGAUGUAAGUAAACAAAAAGGGGAAUUUGGAAAAGGAUUUACUAAGCAAGAGGCAAACAAUAUUACCAAAAUUGAGUCAUGGAGAAAAGCACUUGUUGAUGCAAGUAAUCUUUCUGGUUGGGUACCCAAAAACAUUGCUAACGGUAUCCGAUCAAAAUUCUGCUCUCUAAACCUUUCAAUGGCAUCUUCAUCGUCAUCUUCUCAAUCUUCAUCUGCACCCGCUGCUUAUGAUGUAUUUCUAAGUUUUAGAGGAGAAGAUACCCGCAAAACAUUUGUAGAUCAUCUCUACUCCGCCCUCCAACAACGCCUAAUUUACACUUAUAAAGAUGAUGAAACUCUUCCACGGGGUGUAUCCAUCGGUCCAUCCCUCUUUAAUGCUAUUAAACAAUCACAUAUAGCUGUCAUUAUAUUCUCCAAAAACUAUGCAAAUUCUUCUUGGUGCUUGGAUGAACUCGAGUAUAUCGUGAAAUACAAAGAUGAGUCUGGGCUAAUCGUUAUGCCCAUAUUCUAUGACGUGGACCCUUCUCAAGUAAGAGAACAGAAUGGGGAUUUUGGAAAUGGAUUUGCUAAGCAAGAGGCAAACAACAUCACCAAAAUGGAGUCAUGGAGAAAAGCACUUGUUGAUGCAAGUAACCUUCCUGGAUGGGAACCCAAAAACAUUGCUAACGGGCAUGAAGCAAUAGUCAUAAAACAAAUUGCCGAUACAAUUUUGGAUAGAUUGCUCCAGCCGUCUAUUUCAGAUGAUGGCCAGCUAAUUGUCGGAAUGAGGACUCGAUCGCAAGAAAUGAUAGCUCGUUUACAAAUGGGAUGGGUGAUGUCCAGAUGGUUGGAUUAUGGGGAGUUGGUGGCGGUGGCAAGACUGAUAUCUCUCAUCAGUUUGAGGGUACCUACAUUAUUCCAGAGGAGUCAAGCCAUUAAAUUUUUUUUUUUUAUAAAAAUUAUUAGAUUUCGGCGCCUCACCUCAAACAUAGCCACUAAGCCUUGUCGGGUGUCCCACUUUUAUUUUGUAGUUUUCCAAGGAUUUUCUUACCAAGUGCAGUGGAUGAUUUUUUCUUCUUUUUUAAUAAAAUGAUUUAAGUAUUGAUUCCUAA
Messenger RNA from Erigeron canadensis, 1555 nucleotides. RefSeq lists its product as uncharacterized. The coding region runs from base 121 to 1536 and encodes 471 amino acids. The record is from RefSeq and is a predicted model, not a curated record. Gene Ontology annotation, biological process: signal transduction. The transcript is spliced from 3 exons. Lineage: Eukaryota; Viridiplantae; Streptophyta; Magnoliopsida; Asterales; Asteraceae.